CCGACGAGAAUAAAGUUGCAGAAGAGAGGGAAAACAGAGAUUAGAGAGAGAGAGAUAAUAUAUAUAGAGAGAGAGAAAAUAAGAGAGGUGAAAGUUGAGGAUCAGAGAGAAGAAGAAAAUGGCCGGAAUUUCGAAAUUUAGAAAGGCAGCGAAGAAAUUAGGCCUUCCUUGUACUUCUUUCACUGUUGAAAACACGCCGGAAAAGAGAAAAUCGGGGGAAAAGAUCUUGAGCUUGCAUAACGAGGCAACAGAUAAUGGAGUGAUUAAGAUUCCCUGUCCCAUCUGUCUAGAGCCACUAAAUUCCGGCAACGAUGACGAUCCCAACAUAGACACCAACUCGAGCCAAGCUGUCUUCACAGCAGAAUGCUCGCAUGCCUUCCAUUUCCUCUGCAUCUCAUCUAAUGUGCGCCAUGGAAACACCACGUGUCCAAUCUGUAGGGCCCAAUGGGCAGAGCUCCCCCGCCGCCUCACCCGGCCCCAGCAAGGCCCAACCAGACAACCCCCCGAUCCUGCCCUCGUCAUCCUCGAGGACUCAAUUGCCACCUCUAGGACCCACCGUAGGUCGAUUCGACACAAUGGCGAUGACCCUGUGGAUCCAACCCCCUCAUCAGCAACCCAUCCCCGACUCUGUUUUGCUCUGGUUCCAAUUGCUCGAGGGCUUUAUCCAAGAGGGUGUAGGCCUAUGGCCUUACUUUUACAACCGCUAACUACUGUAGCGAGUGGACAGAAGCCAUUUUCAGACAGACAGAAUACUUCACAUAGGGGGCCAAAACAGUAUCCAGAAACACAAAGUACUUCCCCAAGAGGGCCAAGGCUCCAUCCAAAAACACUGACUACUUCACCAAGAGGCCUUAAGAUAUGCUUAGAAACAGAAAAUACUUCACCAAGUAGGCAUGUGAUCUAUUCAGAGACACAAAUUAGUGCCCAAAGUAUGCUGAAUAUGUACCCAGAAAGCGUAAGUUCUUUGAGAAGCAAGCAAGAGCUCUGCCCACCGACCACAGCUUACCUCUACGUGAAACUCGAGGGACCCCCAGCAACAGACUUAGUAAUGGUUGUUAACCCAACCGGUCAGAAUCUCCGCCUCUUCAAGGAGUUGAUGGCAGUUGUGGUUUUCUCUCUGAGGCCUGUUGAUCGACUCGCUAUAGUAGCCUCCUCGUCAGGCCCAAGCCGCACCUUCCCCUUACGGCGCAUGUUCUCACAAGGGAAGAGAGCUGCCCUACAAGCCAUCGAUCGCCUCAUAUUCCCAUCAGAUGGGGACCCAACAGAGUCAUUAAGCAGAGGGAUUGUGAUAUUGGAAGAGCGAGCCCACCGAAACCCUAAUGCUUGCAUCUUGUUCCUCUCAGAUGGCCAAAUUGGAGGCUACCAUCCCCUCCUAGAUGAGCAACUCUCAAUUCCAAUCCAUAGGUUUGAUUUCGGGCCAAGUUUUAGAGUUCCUGAUGAGUUUGUUAGGCAUGGAUUUGAGGAGUUCUUGGUUGGCUUGCUUGGGGGUGUUAUUAGGGAGACAGAGUUGAGACUUAGGGUUGAUGGGGCAAGGGGAGAGGUCCUUGUGGAAUUAGGAGAUAUGGGUGUUGGAGAAGAGAGAAUGAUCUUGGUUGAAAUAGGAGAGUCUAAGUUAGUAAGUGUUGGGUAUAGUUAUGAGGAGGGUGGGGUUGAAGGGGGCUCGAGAACAGGGGAGAUGAUCUUGGGUUUUAGAGAGACAAGAGGGAGAUAUAAUGGUGGUCAUGAGAGAGGGAUGACAGAUUCAAGGGAGAGAUGCCAUAAUGGUGUAGAGAGAGGAGUAAGCGAGGCAAGUUCGGGUGGGAGAAGGAGCUGUGCAGAGAGAUGGGAGUACUAUGAUCCUUGCAUGGCCAGAAGGUGGGCCAAGCAUUUGCAUGGGCUGAUAUAGGUCAUGCAUAUCUUAUCUGUACUUUGCCCUCCAUGGAUAUUCAGUUUUUGUUGGGAUUUUCAGGUCCAGUAGGUCUUUUCCGAUACAUAUUUCUAAUAAAAAAGAUACAUAUUUCUAAUA
Molecule: messenger RNA, 2005 nt
Organism: Amborella trichopoda
Lineage: Eukaryota; Viridiplantae; Streptophyta; Magnoliopsida; Amborellales; Amborellaceae
Product: E3 ubiquitin-protein ligase WAV3
Molecular function (GO): zinc ion binding
Source: RefSeq, a predicted model, not a curated record